Chara braunii is the source of this 1776-nucleotide messenger RNA. The record is from the annotation of a GenBank genome assembly. Lineage: Eukaryota; Viridiplantae; Streptophyta; Charophyceae; Charales; Characeae.
GCGCACGAGAUUCCAUCUGUUUGCUUGUCUAAAUGAUUUAUUAUUUUUUUUUUGGAUUGAUUGUUGUUUGAUCCCCGUAACUUCUCAUUAAUAAUCACCUUACAAUCCCAUCGAUGUUUCCUCAAAUUUUAGUAUCAUGCGAUGCGCAGGACAAACAGUUCGAUCCAAUCGAAGGGGGGUGCAUGAUCACUCUACCGUCAGGCAGGGUUGCUUGGAAGAGGGGCAGACCGGAGAGGAAGGAGUACGUUCACGUAAGCUACACAAGCAGACUUAUGGAGGCCGUCCCGUUCAAAAGAUUGGUAAUCAAUGACCUCAAGACAGUCAUAGGGGAGAAGAUUGUGGAUUGGCUAGAUGAUGUGGUGAUCGGAUGGCGUUACUGUGACCCAAUCGGAGCCAAGCUCUGCAAGUCAGGGCAAGUCUUCAAGAAAUUCAAAUUUGUGAAAUGGGAGGCAAGCUACCUACCGGAGUGCUGCCAAUGCGGUGUAGGAAGGCAUGCAGAAUUUCUCAACCCUGCCGCAAUCAGACUCCUACCGGCAGACGGUUGUCUACACGUUAUCACCUCAGACAUGGGCAUCACCAACAAUGGGCAACUACAGCUGAUGCUCAACGCAGGCCUCAAUCAUAUACCAAUGAAGGCACUGAACGGGAGUUUUGCGCUAGAGGAGGUGGAGCAAGUUGUGGACUGCAUCCUGGCGACCAACAGAUGCGAUAUGGAGCUGUCUAUGGAAGAAGAGAGGAAAGUCAAGAAGGUAGUAAUGAAAAGCGCAGAGAAGGGCUUGAAGGAGUACCGAACCAGUCAUAGGCACAUCACGGAGGAACCUUUCAACAACAUCGCUGUAAGGAGCGAAGUCGAAUGGCUAACGAAGAGAUUUCUGGUCUGCCCUACUGACAAAGCUCCGCAUACACCUACCUUUGUACGCGUGAACUUUAUCAGAAGGCUGGCGCUUGCACGCGUCUCAAGACCAGACUUCGUGCAGCUUCUUGAGCAACCAUCGACUGUUGCAGCCCAACUGAAGGAAGUAGCUACUGCGAUUGCGCCCAUCGGAGUGACGAUCGAGAAGAUGCCACUGCCACAUCUCAUGGUGGUGUACAAGGGGCAUAAGGAAUCAUUCAAGUGGAUCACCAACACAGCCGGCACUAUGCUCUCAGAAGUUGCGAAUGUCUGCGCGUGCCUACGGAAAUUCAUGUCCCACGACGUACAAGCCUUGUGUGCCAGUAAAAGCGACGCAAUCUUUAAUGAACAUGGCGUGGGGCCGAACUACUGGUGGCCCAUCGCGUCUGUAGGAGAGUUCAUGGCCAACCUCCCACGUCACGUAUACUCAGUUUUCACUGGGGAUAUAACCAGGUGCUUCGAGACCAUACCGACAGACAACUCUCAGGAUGGGCUUAUCUCCGCAAUCAAGUUCUUUGUCCAAAGUGCCAUGGAGUGGAGGAGGGCCAGAACCACCAGGGACGCCAUCGCCAUCAUGAUUGCAGCCAACGACUCACUACACUUGUACUGGGUGGACAGCAUGCAGAACAGGGAUCAUGAGCAACUCUAUUUUGACGAAGAAGGGAUUGUGAAGGCUUGCGAAUGACUUGUGUCCACUGGAGUGGUACAACUGGGAGAUAGAGUUUGGCGACAAGUGUUGGGUAUUCCGAUGGGUUUGGCAUGUUCCCCCAUCCUGUGUGAUAUCUAUUUUUUCAAAUAUGAAUUUGAACUGAUUUCUCACUUGGCUAAUGAACAGGAUUGGCGGGCCCUAAAAUGUUUCGAAGAAACAAACAGGUAUAUUGAUG